AUGGAGUUUGCAUCAAGGUCUGAAUUUUUAAUUUGGACCAAAACACUUUUGUUUGCCAUGAUUAACGUUUUGGCUUUCUUUGGGAAUCUUCUCACUUGUUAUGUCGUGUACAGAAACCGAAGGCUCCGCACGAUUCCCAACAUGUUCGUAAUAGCACUGGCUGUGAGCGAUAUUCUGAUUUCCUCGUGCUGCAUGCCUUUUACUGUUGCAACUCUUUUCCACGGUCGAUGGAUCUUUGGUGAAACGUUUUGUCGAAUUAAUGGUUUCGCAGUUCUCACGUUUGCGGUGGCCUCAAUUCAUUGCAUGGGAGUCAUUGCAAUCAGCCGAUAUUUCUGCGUUGUAAAACCAGAAAGGUACUUGGUGUUGUUUAAGAAGGAAAAAAUUUGUCUGUACAUUGCUUGUGCGUGGUUCGCAGCUCUCGUUGGAUCUGUGCCUCCCCUUUUCUUUGAGAGAGGUGGAUUUGAAUUCAAGCUGGGGAAAGGGAUGUGUUUGUACACUUUCGAAAGCGACAUUGGUUAUACAUUGUUUUUAGGAUUUGUUAGCAUCACAGCCCCCUUAACACUCAUAACCAUCUGCUAUGCAAAGGUGUUCCGUGCAGUUUCAAGAUCAAAUCGUGUUUUCUCGGAAGAAAGCGAUUUUCCCCGCUUGCGAGCGAAUGUUGAAGAAGCCAAAGUGACCAAGACUUUAUUAGCAGUUCUGGUCGGUUUUGUGUCUUGCUGGCUGCCAAUUUUUGUAAUUGACACCACUGAUGCCAUGCGUGGGGACGACACCUGGCCGCGAGGGGUAUACAUUUCUUACGCGUUCCUGCUUUACACGAGUAGCACCAUCAACCCAGUUAUAUAUGGCGUCAUGAAUAAGCAAUUGGGGCGAGAAUACAAGGAUAUCUUUAGCAAGAUUCUUCGUUUCCGGCACCAAAAUAUUAUGGAGACUGAGACUGAGACUGAAGCAAGAUUUACCGCUCGACGAGAAGGCUGGUCUACUUGAAUAUUCAGAAACAAUGAAGCACUUAACAGAGGAGAAAGAUAAAAGCUAGUCGUUAACGAGAGGAAAAGCCUUGUGUCUUUGUGGUGACACAAUGCGUUAACGCUCUCUGAUCAUUAAGUUUCGAUCUGUUUCAAGAAUAACACAAGAAAUAUUAUUUUAACAACCCUCUUCUAGCUUUCUUUACUAACGCACAACUGAUGUUCUCAUCAGCUGAGAUCACAAGUGGCUCAUGAUGAAAUA
Molecule: messenger RNA, 1224 nt
Organism: Pocillopora verrucosa
Lineage: Eukaryota; Metazoa; Cnidaria; Anthozoa; Scleractinia; Pocilloporidae
Product: melatonin receptor type 1B-like
Biological process (GO): G protein-coupled receptor signaling pathway
Cellular component (GO): membrane
Molecular function (GO): G protein-coupled receptor activity
Source: RefSeq, a predicted model, not a curated record